AUGGCCGACAAUUAUACAUCAACCAAUCUAGAGGGCUCGACGGACGUCUCACUAGCAGACGGCCAGAGCCUGACAGAGAGGAACAUCAUGGUUCUGGAAAGCGAGAAGCAGAUCGAGGGCGGCCAGCGUGAUACUUCCAGUCGGGACGAACAAACCACAGUUCAUGAGCCGGUGGCAGACGAAAAGACGGCUGUAGAGAAAUCCCUCGAGAAAGCAGACAGCGCAGAUGCGGCAAACGAAGAAGAAAUUCAAAAGGGAGAGGAAGAGGAAGAGGAGGAAGAACAGGUUGAAUAUCCAGCAAAAUGGAGACUGACACUGAUCACAAUUGCUUUGUGUUUGUCCGUCUUUUGUAUGGCUUUGGACAACACAAUUAUCGCAACCGCUAUUCCUCGAAUCACUGAUCAAUUCAAUGCCGUGAACGAUGUCGGUUGGUAUGGCGCGGCUUAUCUGUUGACCACUUGCUGCUUGCAGCUGAUUUUCGGUAAAUUGUACACUUUCUACUCGGUCAAAUGGGUCUACCUCACCGCGCUCUUCAUCUUUGAGCUUGGUUCAUUCGUCUGCGGUAUUACUCCCAACUCCGUCGGCUUGAUUAUGGGCCGUGCCGUUGCUGGUAUCGGCGCUGCCGGCAUCUUCUCCGGUGCUCUGCUUAUUGUCUCACGAACGGUUCCCCUGGCACAACGCCCAAUGUACAUGGGUUUGAUUGGAGGUAUGUGGGGUAUUGCAUCUGUAGCCGGACCUCUAAUGGGUGGUGCUUUCACCGACAAGGUCACCUGGCGAUGGUGCUUCUAUAUCAACCUUCCCUUCGGUGCCAUCACCGGUCUCUUCAUCAUCUUCUUCUUCCAACCCCCUGGUGGAAAGACCAAGGCAGUUGCUUCGACAUGGCAAGAACAGAUCAAGCUUCUCGAUCUCGAGGGAACUUUCUUCUUCAUUCCCGGUGUCAUUUGCCUUCUGCUUGCCCUGCAAUGGGGAGGUACCAAGUACCCCUGGAGUGACGGACGUAUCAUUGCAUUGUUCGUACUCUUUGGUGUUUUGAUCAUCGCAUUUGUGGCCAUCCAGAUAUGGAAAGGGGAACUUGCCACCGUGCCGCCUCGUAUUUUCAAGAACCGCAACAUUUGGGGAUGUGCUUUGUAUGCUGCCUUCCAGGGUGCUGCCUUCUUCAUUUUUAUUUACUACAUUCCCAUUUGGUUCCAAGCCAUCAAGGGCGCCUCGGCUGUUCGAUCCGGUAUCAUGAACUUGCCAUUGAUUCUCAGUCUCGUCGCCAUUUCCAUGCUCUCUGGAGGUCUUGUCAGCUAUCUUGGUUACUACACCCCCUUUAUGAUUAUCUCCUCGAUCCUCACAUCCGUGGGUGCCGGUCUCAUGACCACAUUUAAUGUGGACACUCCUCAAUCCCAAUGGAUCGGUUACCAGUUCAUCUUUGGCGCCGGCGUCGGUUUCGGCAUGCAACAGACCAUGGUCGCUGUUCAGGCUUGUCUAAAGGGAAAAGAUAUCGCCGUCGGAACCGCCAUCGUCAUGUUCUCCCAAACUCUAGGUGGUGCACUUUUCAUUGCUGUCGCCGAAAACGUCUUUGCGAACAAGUUGGUCAGCAAUGUCAUCGCUGCCAAUCUUCCAGGACUUGAUGCCGCCACUGUCCUGAACGCGGGUGCCACCCAGAUCCAAAAAGUCAUCCCUGCACAGUUCCUACCUGCCAUCCUAGCUGCUUAUAACGACGCAUUGACGAAUGCUUACUACGUCUCGGUUGCCAUGAGCUGUCUGACCCUCAUCGGCGCCCUAAGCAUUCAAUGGAUUUCAAUCAAGGGCAAGCGCAUCGAAAUGGCUGCCGCAUAA
This is a messenger RNA of Talaromyces marneffei, 1824 nucleotides long. RefSeq lists its product as uncharacterized. Gene Ontology annotation, biological process: transmembrane transport. Bases 1 to 1824 code for a protein of 607 amino acids. The transcript has 4 exons. Gene Ontology annotation, molecular function: transmembrane transporter activity. NCBI's taxonomy places the organism in Eukaryota, Fungi, Ascomycota, Eurotiomycetes, Eurotiales, Trichocomaceae. The record is from RefSeq and is a predicted model, not a curated record.